This is a messenger RNA of Emiliania huxleyi CCMP1516, 3180 nucleotides long. RefSeq lists its product as hypothetical. Gene Ontology annotation, molecular function: beta-glucosidase activity. The coding region runs from base 1 to 3180 and encodes 1059 amino acids. The record is from RefSeq and is a predicted model, not a curated record. Gene Ontology annotation, biological process: glucan catabolic process. The transcript has 11 exons. Lineage: Eukaryota; Haptophyta; Isochrysidales; Noelaerhabdaceae.
AUGGCCGCCGCUACGCUCUGGCUCACACGCAUGAGCGCCGCCGAUAAGAUCGGCCAAAUGACGCAGUUGGAUAUCUCCAUGGUGCUCGCAGACGGCUGUCCGCUGCGCAUCGACGACGCGAAGCUGCGCAGGCAGCUUCGCGUCCACCGGCUGGGGUCGCUGCUCAACUCUCCCUUCUCCGGCACCGAUCCGCGAUGCGGGUCGUCGGGCUGGAACGCCUCGGAGUGGCGCGCCUCUGUCGAGCACGUCCAGGCGGCCGCCGCCGACGAGGGUCUGCCUCCUCUCAUCUACGGCAUCGACUCGGUCCACGGCGCGUCGUACUGCCGCGGCGCAACCCUGCUGCCGCAGCAGCUCGGCCUCGCCGCGUCCUUCGACGAGUCGCUCGCCGCCGCCUCCGGCUGGCUCACCGGCAAGGACAGCCGCGCCGCGGCGACGCCGUGGAUGUUUGCCCCCAUCCUCGGCGUCGCGACGCACCCGCUCUGGCCGCGCGUGUACGAGACGUUUGGCGAGGACCCGCUGCUGGUCGCGAGGAUGGGCGCGGCGGUGGUGGAGGGGAUGCAGCGGCGCGGCGGCGAGGGCGAGAUCCCGGCGCGUGCGGCGGCGUGCAUGAAGCACUUUGUGGGCUACUCGGCGCCGCGGAACGGGCACGACCGCGAGGGCGCGUGGCUGUCUCGGCGCGAGCUGGAGCAGACCUACCUGCCGCCCUUCCAGGCCGCGGUGGACGCCGGCGUACAGAGCGCGAUGGAGAGCUACCAGGAGGUGAACGGCGAGCCCGUGGUUGGCUCGGCGGCGCUGCUGCAGGGGCUGCUGCGCGAGCGGUUGGGCUUCGAAGGGCUGCUGGUGACGGACUGGCACGAGGUCGGUAACCUGCACGACUUCCACCGCGUGGCGCGCUCGCCGGAGGAGGCGGUGCUUCUCGCCAUCGGCGGCUCGAGCUCGCUCGACAUGUCGAUGGUGCCCACCGACGAGUCCUUCUCCGUGCUGAUGGAGCGGCUGCACGCGAGCGGAGCAAUCGACGAGGCGCGAGAGUGGCUCGGCCUGCUCCCGCCGCCCCCCGCCGUCCGCCCCGCCCCGUGGUCGCACAGCGAGGCGACGGUGCGGCUCGUCGAGAGCGUGGGCAGCGCCUCGGACGCCGCACUUGCCCACGAGGCUGCGCGCGCCACCGUCACGCUGCUCAAGAAUGCGCCGCCGUGUGCUGGGCCCCCGCAGCAGCAGCCGCUGCCGCCACUCUCGCCAGAGCCGGCGCCGCCACCGUCGAGCCCCGGUGGCUCCAACGGCACAGGCGAGGCCGAAGGCGGCGCGGCGGUCGGUGUGGAGGAGUGCGACGCGUACCUCGGCGAGGGGGGGGGCGGGUGCGGCUGGACGGAGCGGUGGCGGCGCGCGGAUGGCCGCAUGAGCUCGCGCGGCGUCAGGGCUGCGCGCGGAUGGCCGCAUGAGUUCGCGCGGCGUCAGGGCUGCGCGCGGAUGGCCGCAUGGCGCACCUCGCGCGGCGUCGGCGGCGAUGGCACCGACGACGACGAGAGGCUGCCGCUCCCCCCCUCCGCCCCGCUCAGCCCCGCUGCCGACUCGCUGGGCCGCCUCUCUGGCGGCUGGACGGCGCACUGGCAAGGAACGCUCGCCGACGACGAGAUCCGGGGCAGCCGGCCGGGCGCGGCCACGCCGACGCUGCUCGAGGCUCUGCGCGCUGUCGACGGCUGGGAGGUGGACCACCUCCCCGGCUGCUCGCUCCCCGGCACCGCCUUUGCCGUUCGGUCGUCGUGCGCGCAGACCAACUCGUCGGCCGAGCUAAUCGCUGCUGCGGCGGCCGCCGACGUCGUGGUCGCUUGCUUGGGCGAGGACCCGCACACAGAGAAGCCAGGCGACCUGGACGACCUCUCGCUCGACGCCGGUCAGAUCGACCUCGUGCGCGUCCUCGCCUCCGCCGGCAAACCCAUCGCGCUCGUGCUGGUCACCGGCCGGCCGCGCCUCUUGCACGGCGUCGAGGCGCUGCCGCAGGUCAACGCGGUCCUCCAGUCCUUCCUGCCGGGCCCGCACGGCGGCGCCGCGCUCGCCGACGCGCUGGUUGGCCGCUUCGAGCCGUCAGGCCGGCUUCCAAUCUCGUGGCCAACCGCCGCCUCCUCUCUCCUCUACCCGCACUGGCACCCCACCCCACGCAGCGGCCUCUCCUACUCGCGGCUGCAGUACGGCCCCCUCCUCCUCUCCUCGGGCGCCCUCCCGCGAACCGGCGCGGUCAACGCGUCGGUGGCUGUCUCGAACCCUUCCUCACUCGCGCUCAACCACACGGUGCUUCUCUUUGCCGCCGCCGACUUCCGGCGGGUCGUGCCGGAGGCGCAGCAGCUCAAGGCUUUCCGCCGCGUGCUGCUGCCGGCAGGCUCGAGCGUCGAGGUCUCCUUCACGCUGCGCGCGGACGACUUUCGGUACUGGGGCCUCGAGGAGCGGUGGGUGGUCGAGAGCGGAGACGUCUCGCUUUGGUGCGACCCGCUGCUACGACCAAAGGGGCCUCUGGCCGCCCUCGGCGCGGUGACCCGGCGGCGCGCGUCCGAGGGCGGCGGGAUGGCGGCGGCGCGUGCUCGACUAUACGUCGAGGGCGACUGCCGCGGGGCGGGCUGCGGGGCGGAGGGGUGGUGGGAGCGCGACGCGUCGGGCGAGAGGUAUGAGAUCGGCAAGUACAUCGCUCACGUGCCCGGCCCUUCCCCCGCGGGCGUGAUCGCGACCACUUUCCUCGCGGGCUGGCUGGUGGGUCUGAUUUGCGCCGGCGGCGCGUGGCGUCGAGGCCAGGCGAGCGGACGCGGCCUCGGCGAGGUGGGUAAGGGCGUUGGCGGCAGCUCCAGCUCCUUGGUGAACACCUCCUGGUCGACGACGCUCACGCAGCGAGGCGGGGAGUUUGGGAGCCAGGCUUGCAUGCUGGGGGCGGGCUUCAAGCAGAGCCACAGCAUCGGCAGCUCGAUGGGCAGCGCGAUGGACGCGGCGUUCCGCCGGACGUGUUCGAGCGGCAUCGCACUAGGCGCGUUGGCGCAGUCGGGCAGCGGCGCCUCGCUGUCAAGCGUUGCCGAAUACGGGCGCCCAGCCUCUAUUUCGGGUCUCCGCACCGAGUCCAAUCUCAACAAUCGCGGCGACGAUCAUGAGGCCGAGUUGCAUUGUCCGCCCGAACUCCGAAUAGACGAAGACAAGUGUUUGUGA